Messenger RNA from Ipomoea triloba (trilobed morning glory), 1804 nucleotides. Its product is annotated as ankyrin repeat domain-containing protein EMB506, chloroplastic-like. The coding region runs from base 401 to 1363 and encodes 320 amino acids. Gene Ontology annotation, cellular component: chloroplast outer membrane. The transcript has 8 exons. Gene Ontology annotation, molecular function: chloroplast targeting sequence receptor activity; protein binding. The record is from RefSeq and is a predicted model, not a curated record. NCBI's taxonomy places the organism in Eukaryota, Viridiplantae, Streptophyta, Magnoliopsida, Solanales, Convolvulaceae. Gene Ontology annotation, biological process: protein targeting to chloroplast.
AAUUUAUAUAUUUAAAUUUAAAUAUUGAUUGGGGGAAGAAAAAGAGAAAUGGAUAAACAUCAUGAUCCCAAUCUGCAAGGACAUGUCAUAAUAGAAAAUAGGUAUACAAUUUGGGAGUCCAAAUUACUCCAUAUUUAUAUCACUUUUGUCAAAUAAUUUAUGAAUAGAAUUACCUAUUGUAAUCCACAACUCAGUCUAUCUUUCACCCGAGCCUCUCUACCUCUCACCAUCUCACUUCCGACAAUUCUUACAAAGACGCAAAUCACAAUCACCUUCGAGGCUUAGACUGGUUCUUCUUUUGAAUUUCUGGUAUUGAAUUUUUGUUCUUUUUUGUUAAUGGUCAGCUGAGUCUUCUUUUGCUGAAUGUGAAUGGAGAUUUUGUGAUAACGGGUAAACGGGGAUGUUGUCACUGUCCAAUCCAAGCUUCUCUCUGAAGCAGCUUCCUACUGUUGUGUCAGCUCGUCCAAUUUCUAGUACAAGGUUCAGUUUCUUCAGUCUCAUUGAUCAUCCACAAAGAAUUAGCUUGGGGUUUCAUUUUUCUGGUAGCUACCAAUUGAGGGCUCGAGUAAGAGAAUUGGCCCGAGCUGCACUUUGGGAAGAUCCUGAUAAUGAGAGUGAGAGUGAUUAUGAGUAUGAGGAGGAAGAUGAAGGGGAAGAAGGGGAAGAAGGUGAGGAGAGUUGCAGUGAAUUGGAAGCAGGGAGAGAUAGCAGCAUGCUUGAGAACAGUAUCAAUGGCAUAUCAGAUAGCAACUAUGAAGAGGAGCUUGUGAAAGAAGUUGAACUGCUUUUGGGGCCAGAAGAAAGAGCCACUCUGCAACAAAAUGAAACUCCUCAGAUGGACAAAAUAUUAACUGAAAAAUGGAACCCUAUUCAUACUCUUGCACUAGCAGGGCAGAUGCAGUUUAUGGACCAACUUCUUGGAAAUGGCCUCAAUGUGGAUAUGAUUGAUAAGGAUGGAAGGACUGCACUUCACUAUGCAGUUAUUGGUAAAAGAGAGGCUGUCAUAAGUCAUCUUCUACGAAAAGGCGCCAACCCUCAGGCUAGAGACCUGGACGGUGCCACGCCACUCCAUUAUGCAGUUCAAGUUGGAGCAAUGCAGACUGUCAAGCUAUUGAUUAAGUACAACGUUGAUGUCAACAUUGCUGACAAUGAAGGCUGGACAGCACUCCAUGUCGCUGUACAAAGUAGAAACAGAAACAUAGUAAAAGUUUUGCUAGUCAACGGAGCAGACAAGUCGAGGAGGAAUAAGGAUGGGAAUACAGCCCUUGAUCUGAGCUUAUGUUAUGGGAAAGAUUUCAAGUCAUACGAUCUAGCCAAGUUAGUAAAGCUUGUACCAGCCGAGAGUGCGCCAAUAUUUGGAUGAAGCCAUUGCAGAACUUGCAAGUGCUAAUCAACAUUGUACGGUCAGGGAGAUCGAUAACAGGACGAAAAUGGUUAAGAUUCUGAAAGUCGCCAUUGUUGGCAACAGAAGAAUUUUGGGUUAAGGACUGAAACAGAUUAUAUGAUGGAAUCUGAAAAUCUCUGAUCGGAAACAGGAGAGUUUCCGGUGGCAUCAACAGAGGGAUCUUCAUCAAGAAAAUAAUCGUCAGAGGAGUUCGAGGAGUCUAAUGAAACUGGAUUAAUGUUGUCCAUGGGAGAAUUAAGGAUGGUUUCUUCUGAACUCUAGAGGUCUCAUUAAGUAGGAAUUUUCAAUGGAAGAGCUGGUUUUUUUUUUUUUGGGUGAACUGGAAGAGCUGUUAUAGAUGUUGUUGUAUCAUGCGACUUGCUAGAUAAUGAUAGUGCAAUACAAAAAUUAAUUAAUUAA